UUUGGUCACAUGACCAGGCAGCGUCCAGCUGGGUAAUCAUGGCGGCUGUCUCUGGAUGUGAACGGCAGAUGUAGCGUUUUUCUCCGUAAACGAUGUCGUUUGAUCGGCGCGCCGGACUUUGAUACGGACGCCAGAGAGCGGAGGGACGGCAGCCCCACACGGGGGCAUGAAGAAGAGGAGGACGGACGCUCCUCUCCGAGGCGGCUGUAGCAUGAAGGCUCUGCAGGCUCCCCGGACACUGUGAUUACUGAGGAGGGCUUUUGUCAGCCAAGGCGCUGGAUGGCAUUUUUUUUUUUGUCGAGUUGAUAAUUUGUCUUUUUAAUUGGCGGAGCUCUUCUCGCAGAUGUUGAGCUAAUUUGGCGAUUAGAAUAGGUUCUUUGGAGCAGCUGCAUUGUUCAGUGGAGCAGCUUCACCUUAUUGAAGGUUUUACUACAGUGUGAUGAUGGCCAGUCUGAAUGGACUCUCUCUCUGCUGUCCACACACGGCUUUUCUAUGACUGUUUGUGCUUCUGCUGCUUCUCAUGCCUCCCUCAGUAAUAACACUAUGAUAGGCUCCCCAGAUGUGGUAGCUUUCACUAAAGAGGACGAAUAUGGGCAGACAAGUCAAGACCCUCUGGAUCUCCCGGAGGAGUUCUCCAUACCCCUCUACCCGCUGGCAGACUCCAAUCCCUGGGCCAAGACCUCCUACGCCAAGUUCACCAAAGACUUCAUCCUCAUCUCGGAGUUCUCAGAGCAGGUGGGCCCCCAGCCUCUCCUCACCAUCCCAGGUGAUCCCAAAGUCUGUGGCACCUUCGACCUCAAUUACUUCUCCCUGCGGAUCAUGUCCGUGGACUACCAGGCCUCCUUCGUGGGGCAUCCGCCUGGCAGCGGCUACCCGAGGCUCAGCUUUGUGGAGGACUCCAGGGUUGUCCUGGGAGACUCGAAGGAGGGAGCGUUCGCAUACGUCCAUCACUUCACCCUGUACGACCUGGAGGCGCGGGGCUUUGUGCGGCCGUUCUGCAUGGCGUACGUAGCAGCAGACGAGAAGAAAAUCAUGCUCCAGUUUCAGGAGCUGUCCCUCCGCUUCUCACAGGCCUCGGAGUGUCUGAAGGCCGGGAACAGACGAGCAUUCGCCAAGGAACUCCAGAGGAAGCUCCAGGACCUGGAGUACACCCACUCUGUGCUGCAGCGGGAGGAGGGCCUGCAGAGAGAGGCGGGGCCUCAGUGUGUUUACUCUGCCCAUGCUGUAGAAAAGGCCAAUGAGCUGGCCAAUGUGGAGAAGAGCAUUUACGAGCACAGAGACCUUCUGAAGCAGAUCAGUGCCUACCAUAGGCGACCACGGCGGGAUCCGCACGCCGUCUCGUGCCAGAAGUGCAUGACCGAGUGCUUGAGAGAGUGUGAGGAGCUGUUGGACAAAUACGCCAAGCUGGCAAAUCCCCUCGGUUACAGCCAAAGGGUCCCCAAAGGAGAAGGCGACGAGAUUCAAUCCGAUGAAAACAGAGGGGAAGAAGAGGUGUAUGAAGACGAUGACGAGGGUAUUAAACGCAGGCCAUCAUACACGCCACAGCUGAUCAAAGCCAAGUCUGCAAAGUGUUUUGACAAACGCCUGAAGACCUUGCAAGAACUGUGCGAGGAGAAUUUCUACGAGGCCGCCAUGGAGCUUCUGAAGGAGACGGAGAGGAGUUUCCGCGGCGACCUGUGUUACCUCUACACUCGCCGCCUGGACAAGGCACUGCGCAGGAAGCAGAAAAUUGUCAACUUCCUGUUUGAGGCAGAUCUCAUUGAUGACGUUGAGGAUGAAGCUGAGACACUGAGACCAUUCUGCGCUGUGAAUCAUGCCAUGGACAACUACAUGCACUUGAAUCCACCUCAUAUCGUCCUGGGGUCAGAGGCUCUUGAGCUUGAUGGAUUAAAACCUCAAGGUCCGCUAGGCCUGGCUUGUGAAGCCGCCACUACUCAGGAGCUUGGACUUCUGGGAAGCCAUCUGGACUCCUCUCCCUCAGACCAGACCUUGGAGACACAGGAGAGCUCAGAAGGGACCAAAGAAAGCUUUAGCAGCGAUAAAAGUGGAACAGAUCAAACUGAGAAGCAAGAGAGUCUUGCGAGUAUAAAUACAGAAGGUCCUGAUCCGGACUCUGACUUGACACCAGAACCCGACCAAAACACCUACCCAGAGAGGGAAAGCAGUAGUGAGGACAUGGAGACCACUGCUGGGGAGGAUGACUGUGAUACCGGACAAGACCAGACCCCCGUGUCUUUGCUGGAAGUCGUGUCCGAACUGGAGGCCAGAAAGGAUGACGGGUGUGAGAUGGGAACGCACUCGGAGCUGCUGGUUCCCAUGGAUACAGCUUGCUGUAUGGCCCAAGAGGGUUUCCUCUAUGAGGCAGCUGACCCUGAUGCUGUGCCUUACCUGAGUCCAAACUCUACCCUGAAUCCCUCUAAGGUUCUGGUGGUCAACCAGGAGCCCCACGCCCUUCAUCCCGUCCAGGAUGAGUACACAGUGGGUUCCCCGUGCUCAGAAGGUCCACCAGCAGGGCUGGAGCUUCCCGUGGGCGUCUUUGGAGACGCAGCUUCUCGUAGCUCCAUGGAGGACGGGUCGGACUGUACCAUGAGUGCUUCCACGGGCUCCGACCGGGCCGCCUCGCCGCUUGGCUACGGGGGGUCAGUGACCCUCCAUCAGAGGAAAAAAGCUGGACAAGGCGCUUUGAGGUUCGUGCGCCAGUACUCUUUUGCAAUGCAAGCUCUGUGGUGUCUGCUGAGUGGCAGGACGCUGGUGGUGCUCGGGGCGGACGAGGGGAGAGUCCGCCGCCUCGUGUCUGCUCUGGCGCUCUUCGUACCCAACCCUGGCAAGAGUGGAGAGAGGGUCCAACCCUGGCUGUCCUGUCCCUUCACCCUCGUCGACCUUCACAGGUGGAAACUUAUUGGGCUGCAAAGGGUUGCUUCUCCCACCGGCUCCAGCGCCCUCUACUCCUUGUCCCGCUACAGCCGCUACAUCUCCAUCCUGGAUGCCGACAUGAAGACCCUGCGCUGCCCUCAGUACCGCGGCCAGCUCCUCGCCAACAUGGCUGACCACCGCACCUACAUCCGCCGUGGCUCCACCUACUUCCUCCACCUGCAGAGCGUGCUCUGCCGCCUGGCGGCCAGGGCGUUCCUGCUCACCUUCACGCACCACCUCCACCUGCCGGUCAGCCCCACGGAGGGGCCCGAGGCGGUGGAGGCCCGGCGGCGGGGCUUCCUCCAGGAGCAGCUGGGGCUGGACGAGGAGGACGGCCAGAUCCUGCUCUACCUCAGCCGGCUCAUCGCUCAGCGGUACCUGCAGCCCGCUAACAGCGACGACUGCGCAGCCGUACCGUGUUUUAGUUUUAACUACAUCACCAGCGUUUUAUAUAAAAUCUGAUUCCCCGAGUGGAAGGGGUGCAGCUGGAUCCUUUCCAACACCUCACAGCUGAAAUCAACGCUGAUACUUUGGGUUCAUUCGGACCAGGAGUGAUCUACAUAAGAUCAAAAUCUCUGCACUGAUUUGUUUUUCUCCAUGUUGAACUCUGUCUGCCUCACUGUGCAUCUCUGUGAUCUCACACCUUCCUCUGGUGGCAGAGAAACCAGAGCUGAAUGUCUCUGCCGACUCUUCUCGACACUU
Messenger RNA from Poecilia latipinna (sailfin molly), 3615 nucleotides. It is a transcript of the gene smcr8a, whose product is annotated as Smith-Magenis syndrome chromosome region, candidate 8a. The record is from RefSeq and is a predicted model, not a curated record. Lineage: Eukaryota; Metazoa; Chordata; Actinopteri; Cyprinodontiformes; Poeciliidae. The transcript is spliced from 3 exons. The coding region runs from base 493 to 3375 and encodes 960 amino acids. Gene Ontology annotation, molecular function: GTPase activator activity. Gene Ontology annotation, cellular component: guanyl-nucleotide exchange factor complex.